AUGUCUAGAUCAACCUCAACAGUUUCGACGGCCACGACAACAACCGGCAAUGUCAUCUCCCGCAGUUUGUCGGUCAAAACAAACACCAAGCCACAGACGCUGAACCCAAUCCCUGCGUCAGACGUUAGACUCUUCGUGACGAAUCUGCGACUACUUGACCUGGAUUUGCGAGAUGACUGGCCGGGUAUCACAGUGCAGACGUUUUCAGCUAGGAAUGCCGACCAGAAACAGAGAAUAGGUGGCACGGAGUGGGCCCUCUUUCGACUUUUCGAGAUCUGGGACGCAAAUGAGACUGCACAGAAACUGCAGCCCUUUUUCCCGCCCCUUGAACCUCUCCAGUCACUCAACCUCCGCGCCGCGUUAUACCGAUGCCUAAACGAACUCAAGAAGAACGGCGUACUAGGUCGAGAAUCAGUGCUACGCAAGACCAUGCUAGACGAGUGCAAGGGUGACAAGUUUUACGAGAUCUUGGCUCUCUUCUCUACUGUGGUGCUUAAGAAGGUCCUCGCAGGGCGACAAGGGAUCGACAGCAAUGCGGCAGUUGCACGGGAAUUGGCAACUGCAACGACGUUGUCGACUGACCAACAGCAGUCCCUACUACCGCUGGCUAUUGCCCAUAAAGCAGCGCUGGUCAAUGUACUCAAGAGGAAAGAGGAGAAAAGGAGGAGAUUCAUGGAGUUCGAACGCAUAUUGGAUUCCAAAGCCGGAGACAUCAACCGCCGAAUUGGCAAAUGUAAAGACACACCGCGAGCGAAGAGGCCGGCAGUAUCCCAGAAAGAAGCGGAGGCAGUCAAGAAACAGUUGAAGGACAAUUGGAUCGGCAAUCAGAAGUGGCUCGAUGUUAUGCUACACGGCGAUCGUGUUGAAACUGAGGAUGCCUUCUUGAACAGCCGGUUCGAUGAGGUCUGGCAUACUGUAGAGAAGGGGAGGAAGCUGGAUGAUGUCUCGACUGAAACCGGGCUAUUGGAGAACCUGCAGUCGAGGGUCCAGGAGCAACAGGCACGGUUGCUGAAGUGGAAGGUGUUCCACGAGGAGCUAAAUAAUGAGGAUGUAGGCUCAAAGGAGAAGAUACAAAAAGCCCAUGCGGUCAUGAAGGAGUACAAAUUCGAUGAGCAUUUGAAGCAUCAGCUGCCAUCGUCCAAGCAAAAGACCGAGCUUGCGGCAAUCCAGCGACCUUCUAUGCGAUCGAGCUAUCAGAACAUUUUGGUCGAUAUGGACACUGAAUUAUCGCGCGUGUCCAAAGUCACACCAAAGCAAACAUCCCGAUUCUUAUCGAGAAGACGAACAUCCUCAAGCGGCCCCCGCUCGCCGACUCGCAGCAGGAAGAAUACGCGAUCCGAGUCCGUCUCAAAGGUGCCCACUAGCCCAGAUAGACCUACGAAGCCGCAGUUUCAAACAAGAAAAUCGUCUUUGGAACAUAUUCCCAUCCUUCCACGGCCCAGACAGGCUCCAGCAUUCGCAACGCCGGCGGACUCUGAGGCUACGCUGGUCGGCCAUCCGUCUACACUCGAGGUUCAGAUCGAAGCUCGGCACGAUUGUAUACCGGAACCAGAAUCAACGCCGCCCACUUCUGACCCUAUCAUCCAAGUCUCAUCCCCACCACGUCGCGUCAAUAUCCCGCCUCCUCUGACACAGUGCUCACCCACUCCCUCGCCUUCUCCAGAAGCUGGCAUUGAAUUUUCUUCUGAACCACCUGUUUCUUUGUUUGAACACCCAGAGCUUAACCCCGAGGAAGAGCUGGCCGAACAUAUCAUCACCUCAAUCGGAAAUGCAACUCCAUCUCCGGUCAAAAAGCCACAACCUCGAAUGUCAUUGUCGCUCAUCGAGCGAACACGUAUGACCUUGUCGCGUACGACCUCUUUUGAACCAGUCCCCGAAUCACCAGACUUACCCCUACCCCACAUGCCGCCGCCACCAAUUGUCGAGCCAGAAAUGGACCAGCAUGCAACCCUCAUCGAGCGCACACGCCUCAGUAUGGUCGCCAUGCAAAAGAAACCUCGAAAGUCCCUAGCCGCAAGGGAGAAGAAAGAGAAACGCGAGAGCAGACAGAGCUUGUUUCCUGUAAAUGUAUUCGACACUCCUCGUACGAGGAAAUCCAUGGAAGUGAUCGAAGAGACGAGGAGCCUUGAACGUACGCCGAAGGAGGAGCUGUUUUCAGACGAAAUAGACUAUGAUAGGGUGUUUAAGAGUCGGCCUAGAAUUGCUACGAGCCCCAUCUUCAGUCCGGCGCUUGAGGCGGGUCGAGAGCUUGACGUUGAGGAUGAGAGUGCGGAUGAGGAGGAGUACGAGGAUGGCGACGGUGAGGUUACGGGUAUUGAUCUUGGGGAUGUGGAUCAAGAUGAGGAUGAGGAUGGGUUUACGAAGGCGUGGGCGGAGAGUCCGAGUCGAAGGGCUGGUGCGGCGGUGAGGUACUGA
Molecule: messenger RNA, 2415 nt
Organism: Cucurbitaria berberidis CBS 394.84
Lineage: Eukaryota; Fungi; Ascomycota; Dothideomycetes; Pleosporales; Cucurbitariaceae
Exons: 2
Coding region: 1-2415 (804 amino acids)
Biological process (GO): spindle assembly
Cellular component (GO): HAUS complex; mitotic spindle microtubule
Molecular function (GO): microtubule binding
Source: RefSeq, a predicted model, not a curated record